UCGUGUAAAUAAUCUCAGCACAGACAAAAAGCACCUGUGAGGAGUAUUUAAGUCUCUGUAGGCUGAAUGUGAACUACACAGUACAAGCUGCAUCUGUGAGGAUCGGGGCUGCCAGAAUGUCCACCCAAACAGUAACAAACAUGGCCUCGGUACAAUUGGAGAAUCAGUUCCGGUGCUGCAUCUGCCUGGACACCUACACGGAUCCCGUCUCAAUCCCGUGUGGACACAACUUCUGCCUGGAUUGCAUCGAAGGCUACUGGGACACGAAGGACAAGUCGGAGUGUCCGCUGUGCAAAGAGACGUUCAAAGAGCGACCGGAGCUGAGGAUCAACCGAGCUUUUUCCGACAUGAUUGAAUUCUUCAAAAGGUCUCUGUCACCCACACUGAUGCAUGGGGAGGACGUAGAGCCCCCUGCACACCAGCUAUCAGACCGUGAAGACGUGCCCUGUGACGUCUGCCACGGGAACAAGUCUAUGCUGGGGGACAUGUGCCAGGAAGUUGCAAACAAACUCUCAGCAGAGGAAGUGGACAAGAUGAGUGCAUAUGCAGUCAAUGUGACCCUGGAUCCCGAGACAGCUUCAGGCUGGCUGGUUCUGUCCACAGAUAAAAAGAAGGUGAGCCUCGCCAGCCAGAAGAAGAAGACUCUGCUCCCAGACAGUCCCCAGCGGUUUGACUCCUGCGUCUGCAUUUUGGGGAAACAAAGCUUCACAUCUGGAAGACGCUACUGGGUAGUUCAGGUUGGGGAUAAAACAGACUGGGAUCUUGGUGUGGCCCAGGAGUCCAUCAACAGAAAAGGUGCCAUCACAGUUCGUCCUGAAAACGGUUACUGGGCCAUCUGCCGGCGAAAAGGUGGCAGUCUGAGCGCCUGCACCGGACCCUCGGUCACCCUCAACCUUCACGAAAUCCCCAAGAAAGUCAGCAUAUUCCUGGACUAUGAGGAAGGGUCGGUGUCCUUCUAUGACGCAGAGGCAAAGACUCACAUUUAUACUUACGGCGGUUGCAGCUUCAGUGAGCCUCUCUACCCGUAUUUCAACCCCUGUGUUCAAAACAACGGGAGAAACGUGGCCCCGCUUCUUAUCUGUCCUCUCGAGGGAGGUGUCAGGGAAGAACAGGACACAGCCAUCAAUUUAACUGUAUGAUGUGAUGCUAACUAAUGCUAACUCUGAACCAUUUUUGGGUUAAACAAGUGCUUCCUCUGGACGAUUAAAGUGGU
This is a messenger RNA of Neolamprologus brichardi, 1213 nucleotides long. Lineage: Eukaryota; Metazoa; Chordata; Actinopteri; Cichliformes; Cichlidae. The record is from RefSeq and is a predicted model, not a curated record.